GGUGCGAAAUCAAGGGCUUUCCCCUGUUUACUAUCAUUCUCUUUCUCUUUCGUUUCUGUCUCUCUCUGGUUUUCUUUCAUUUCUGGGAACAAAGAAAAUAAAUAAAUAAAAUCCAUAAUGCACAACUUUAAGAUUUUUUAAAUAAAUGUUUUUUGCUCCGCGGCACAAAACGGUGCGUUUGAUUGAGGCUGAAACUUUUCAGUUUCUGGGUAAUGCUUCCUCCUUGAAAUUUUCCUCGUUCAUUCGCAGGUUCUUCCAUUUCGGAGCUCUUAGAUCUCGGUUAUGUUGUUGUUGCUGCUUUUUCUGCAACUCAAGGUUGUGGUUUGAUGGAGAAGUGAUUUAUAUUUUUAUGUUUUAUUCUUUUUGGAUCUCGAGUUUAAGCUCCGACACGGAGGUUAGGAUUUGUGUUAGGAGGUGAGAAUUAGGGAUUUUUAAUGCAUAUCGGGAAUUGAAAUCAAGGAGCUAGGGUUUUGGGAGAUGGCUUCUUAUCCUCCAUUCCAUUUGGAGGAUCAAACGGAUGAGGAUUUCUUCGAUAAGCUGGUUGAGGACGAUGAUGUCGACGAGGCACCUGUUGAGCCUUCCGCCGGUGAUGUACGCAACGAUUCUGAUGAUUCCGUGAAGGCGUUUGCAAAUCUGGCAAUUGACGAUGCCCGUGCCGAUGCUGCAUUUGAGAAUUCAGGUGUCUGCAAGAGUGGGAUUGAGCUGAAAAGAAAAGACGAUGGCAAUAAAUCCGAUGUGGAAACUGUUAAAGGAAAUUAUCAGAAGGAAGGUGAUGUUGUCAAGAGUGGGAUUGAGCUGAAAACAGCACAUGAUGCCAAUAAAUCCAAUGCGGGAACUGUUAAAGGAAAUUAUCAAAAGGGUGGUGGUGUCGGCAAGGAUGAGAUUGAGCUUAAAAGGGAAUGUGAUGCUGAUAAAUCUAAUGUGGAAACUGUUAAAGGAAAUUAUCAAAAGGUAGGUUCUUUGGUGCCUUCAAGCGAAGUAACUGCAGAUCCAGGAAAUCAUGAAAUGGGAUGGGGAGUUACAAAGGAUUUGAGUGUGGGCAAAGGCAACGGAGCCACCAGUCUGGGAAUUAAGGAAGUAGAUUGGAAUGCUUUUUAUACCAAUUCUGGCGGGGGAGAGGGUUAUUCUGAAUUUUUCAGUGAUUUUGGGAAUCAAUCUGGUGGGGAUUUUGCUGGGAAAGCAUAUGGUGAUUCUAACGAUGAGGUGAAACAAGAUAAUGGGAUUCAGUGUGAUGGGCAAUAUCAAGAGGGUCAAGGAUACGAUGCAUCUCUUGAAAAUAGCACAAGUGGGCAAGAUGUGCAGGAUUGGGAAAAUCUUUAUCCUGGAUGGAAGUAUGAUUACAAUACUGGGCAAUGGUAUCAAGUUGAUGAUGUGACGGCUGUGACUCAAGGAAGCUCUGAUGCCAAUUCAGCAGUGGCAGCAGGUUGGGCCGCUGCUUCCGAUGCUACAGCAGAGGUCUCCUAUAUGCAGCAAACUUCUCAGUCAGUUUCAGGAACAUUGGCUGAAACUGGAACUGAAAGUGUAUCUAGCUGGAAUCAGGUUUUGCAAGGGAACAGUGGGUACCCAGAACAUAUGUAUCUCGAUCCUCAAUAUCCGGGUUGGUACUAUGACACAAUUGCCCAAGAAUGGCGCUCAUUAGAUAGUUACAAUUCAUCAGUUGAAUCCACAGCUCAGGGACUGGAAAAUGGGCAUGCUUCUACCGGUUCUCUUUUGUAUACCGAUAAUAGUUUGUAUCCAGAAUACAGUCAAGCUGGCAGUUACGGCUCACAGGACAUUGGUGGCCAAGCAGCUGGGGAUAGUAGCUGGAGUGUUUCGUAUGGUGUUAACCAUCAGCAGGGUUGGGAUCCAUACAAAACUGAGAAUGCUAAUAGAAGUGGGGAUCAUGUACCAUCUGUUGGAAACAAGCAAUUUGAUCAUUCUUAUGGCUCAAAUGCUUCUGUAAACAAAGAUCAACAGAGUACUUCUAGUUCAUUUGGAUCUGUUCCUUUGUACAAUAAAGUAAAUCGCAAUCAUCAUCGGUCUGGUAGUUUUGAACCUCAAAGCUUUGCCCCUACUGCAGAUCUUGCUCAACAUUUAAAUUGUUCUAAUACAAUGUUUGAUGAGCACAAAAGUUUCUCAAGUGAUUAUGCUGAAAGUCAGAAAUCCUUUAGUUAUGCACAGCAAUCAUAUCAGGGUGGGCAUCAAUAUUCUUAUGCCCCUCAUGCAGGGAGAUCGUCAGCUGGACGUCCUCCUCAUGCCUUGGUAACCUUUGGAUUUGGUGGAAAACUUGUUGUAAUGAAGGGUUCUAGUCUCUCGAGCUCAUCAUAUGGUAGCCAGGAUACUGCUGGAAAAGGCUCAAUUUCUGUGUUGAACGUGAUGGAAGUUGUCACAGGAAGCAGGGAUUCUUCCAGCGUUGGUAGCAGCAGUGAUUAUUUUCAUGCGUUGACCCAGCAAUCUUUCCCAGGCCCUUUGGUUGGUGGCAGUGUAGGAAGUAAAGAUUUGUACAAAUGGAUAGAUGAGCGGGUUGCACGCUGUGGAUCAUCUGACAUGGAUUAUAAGAAAGGCGAAAGAUUGAGACUCCUUCUCUCCUUGCUUAAAAUAGCGUGUCAACAUUAUGGGAAACUACGUUCGCCAUUUGGUUCGGACAAUAAACAGAAAGAAAAUGAUACUCCUGAGUCAGCCGUUGCAAAACUAUUUGCAUCUGCUAAGACGAGUGGCCAGGAGUUCACUCAAUAUGGUGUGCUGAGACACUGCCUGCAAAAUUUGCCUUCUGAAGGACAAAUGCGGGCUACGGCUUGUGAGGUACAAAAUCUUCUUGUAUCUGGCAGAAGGAAGGAGGCUUUGCAAUGUGCACAGGAAGGUCAAUUGUGGGGUCCUGCACUUGUCAUUGCUUCACAACUUGGUGAACAGUUGUAUGUUGAUACUGUAAAGCAAAUGGCACUUCGACAACUGGUUGCAGGUUCACCUCUGCGAACGUUAUGCCUUCUAAUUGCUGGACAACCUGCUGAAGUUUUCUCUUCUGACAGCUCAACUGGGGGGGAUCCCAGUGCCUUUAAUAUGCCUGAGCAGUCUGCACAGCUAGGAUCUAAUGCCAUGCUUGAUGAUUGGGAGGAAAAUCUGGCUGUAAUAACUGCAAACAGAACCAAAGAUGAUGAACUUGUAAUUGUUCAUUUAGGCGAUUGCUUGUGGAAGGAGAGAAGUGAGAUCACUGCUGCACACAUCUGCUAUUUAGUUGCUGAAGCAAGCUUUGAGUCAUAUUCAGACACUGCAAGGCUCUGUCUUUUAGGGGCAGAUCACUGGAAGUUUCCUCGAACUUAUGCUAGUCCAGAAGCUAUCCAGAGGACUGAGUUAUAUGAAUAUUCAAAGGUGAUUGGGAACUCUCAGUUUAUUUUGCUUCCAUUUCAGCCAUAUAAGCUUAUAUAUGCCUAUAUGCUUGCUGAAGUGGGAAAGGUUUCAGAUUCAUUGAAGUACUGUCAAGCAGCACUGAAGUCCUUGAAAACUGGCCGCAAUCCAGAAGUAGAAAUAUGGAAACAAUUGGUAUUGUCUCUUGAAGAGAGGAUUAGAACCCAUCAACAGGGUGGAUAUGCUGCAAAUUUGGCUCCUGCUAAAUUAGUGGGCAAAUUGCUAAACUUUUUUGAUAGUACUGCACAUAAAGUUGUUGGUGGUUUGCCCCCACCUGCUCCAUCAUCAUCGCAAGGAACCUUUCAUGGAAAUGAACAACAUCACUACUCUGUGGCACAUAGAGUAUCCAGUAGCCAAUCAACAAUGGCCAUGUCAUCCUUAGUUCCAUCUGCUUCAAUGGAACCCAUAAGUGAGUGGACAACUGACAGUAAUAGAAUGACAAUGUCUAACAGAAGUGUUUCAGAGCCAGACUUUGGUAGAAGCCCCAGACAGGAAACAUCAUCUGAUUCACAAGGAGAGGCAGUAUCAGGGGGCACGUCUCGCUUUUCUCGUUUUGGUUUUGGCUCCCAACUUCUGCAAAAGACGAUGGGGUUAGUCUUGAGGCCUCGUUCUGGCAAACAGGCUAAAUUGGGAGAAAAGAACAAGUUUUACUAUGACGAAAAACUGAAGAGAUGGGUAGAGGAAGGUGCUGAACCUCUCAAUGGAGGCUCUGAUUCAAUACAUUCGAGUCCCGAACUUACUCCAGGGAUGCCACCAAUCCCACCUAGCACAAAUCAAUUCUCUGCACGUUCCCGCAUGGGUGUUAGGUCAAGGUACGUUGACACCUUCAACCAAGGAGGUGGAAGCUCUGCAAACUUUUUUCAGACAUCACCUAUUACUUCUCCCAAACCUGCUCUUGCUGCCAGUGCAAAGUUUUUUAUUCCUUCUCCUGUACCAUCGUUAAAUGAUCAGACCAUGACGGGUAUAGCAGAAAGCAAUCAAGGAGAUAGCUUCGGCAAUGAAAAUCCUGCUACAUCUCCAAGGAGUGAUAGGCCACAACCCCUCAGUCCGAAGCCUCCAUUGCCCCCGCAAAGGAUUUCAAGUAUGGGUCACAUCUCAAACCAGCUAGCAAUGACGAAUGGUGGUAACCCUAGUUUCCUUCAAAGGCGAACAGCUUCAUGGGAUGCUGGUGCUGGCAAUUCAUUUAGCCCGAGAAAAAAGGGUAACAAUAGGCCUCUAGGUGAAGUUUUGGGAAUGCCACCAUCAACGUUUAUGCCUAACGAGUACAAUUCUCCGAGGAGCAUGCCUACCAGCCCUCUUCCAAAGAAUGGCAGUGGCAGUUUCGGAGAUCUCCAGGAUGUUGAACUUUGAGAAGAUAAUUCAGCUGUAAAUAUCAAAUUUUGUUCGUGAUUAAGUCAUCGUUGGGAUGUCCCUAAUGCAUUUCUUUGGUCUCAGGAUGGUGAUACAAGAUCUCUUCCCCUGUCCCACUGUUCUAUAAUACAUACGUAGGUGUUUUUAUAUAUAUAAAAAGAAUGCAAAGGUCACCCAUCUUGGCUUUAAGAUACCGGUGGUCUCUUAGUAAGGGAUAGAUAGCAUAGUUCAUUUGUUCAUUUUAUUAAAAACAACAAAUACAAUGUAUCCUACAAGAAAAAGAUGGCCCUCAACAUGGAAUUGUGAAAUAUGAGUUUUGGCCCUUUGUAACUUUUUCGGUUAUUAAUGGAAUUUAAUUUACAAAGGAUCCGUUAUUCUUGUCAUCUUAAACCGUGGUUUACAAAGUAAUGCAUUUACUUAUUCUCUCAUUUAUAA
This is a messenger RNA of Arachis duranensis, 5166 nucleotides long. RefSeq names its product protein transport protein SEC16B homolog. The record is from RefSeq and is a predicted model, not a curated record. NCBI's taxonomy places the organism in Eukaryota, Viridiplantae, Streptophyta, Magnoliopsida, Fabales, Fabaceae. Gene Ontology annotation, cellular component: ER to Golgi transport vesicle membrane; endoplasmic reticulum exit site. The transcript is spliced from 13 exons. Gene Ontology annotation, biological process: autophagy; COPII vesicle coat assembly; Golgi organization. Bases 478 to 4731 code for a protein of 1417 amino acids.